Besnoitia besnoiti is the source of this 7821-nucleotide messenger RNA. RefSeq lists its product as uncharacterized. NCBI's taxonomy places the organism in Eukaryota, Apicomplexa, Conoidasida, Eucoccidiorida, Sarcocystidae. The record is from RefSeq and is a predicted model, not a curated record. The transcript is spliced from 3 exons. The coding region runs from base 1 to 7821 and encodes 2606 amino acids.
AUGGAAGCGUCAGGCAACGGCUUAGGAGCGGCGAAGCCUUUUCCAGUCUUUCCCGCGCAGAUGACCUCUUCUCUGUCGUGUGACGCCCUUCCUGCAGCGCGAGCCUGCGGCGCCAGUACUCAGCGGCCUGCGACGAAUUCGCCCUUAUCUGCGCCCAGGGCAGCCAAUGAAGCAACACCCUUUGCGUCGACUGGCUGGUCGCGGUGCUUUCCGCACGGACUGGCUCCUGACGAUCUAAGUGGAGCCGCUUCUGCAGACGGCAGCCGACGGCCUUCUUCCGCCGCGCAGUCGGAGACACUGGGUCCGCUCGGUAGUUGGGCUCCAGCGAGCGAACGGGCACCCAGCGGUCGCAGAGCCGCGGACCACAGGAGCGUGUCGCCAGCUCGCAUGCGGCGAGGAGGAAGCCCUGGCCGUGAAACCCUUUCAUUAGAGCGUGAACCGCUUUGUCCGAGGACCGACACGAAUUACUGUCUGGGAGAGAGAGGCGGAGAGCUCGCCAUGCCUCGAGAAAGCAGGUACGCGUCUGCCGCGGGGGAUCUCGACUUGGCGCGAGCAGGCAAAGACGGGAAGAAAGGCGGCCUUCGCCUGCUGUCCUCCGUGCCGCUCCUGGCGGCUUCUGCAUCGUCUGCGUCUUCUUUGGCGUCCUUUGCGGACGCGCCGAGGAGCUGUGGCGACGGCGGACAGAGCCGAGGGCGCGCCACUCCGAGUCUGUCGCGCACACUCGCCCAGCAGCUGUCUCACCGCUCUCUCGCCUCGUCCCCUACUGGCCGCUCGCUGCCGCAUGCGGCCUGCUCUUCCGUGCCGUCUCUGUUUCCGCUUCGCUUUCGUCUCCCUCCGUUGCCGAUUCGCCUUCUGCUGCCUUCCUCGCUCGACGAAGAAGCCGAAGAGGAGCCUGCGAAGGAGUUCGCCUCCACGACGUCAUACGACCCCGCGGCGCCGCCCCUCGCGGCUCCUUCUUCUUCCUCGUGCUCAGGGGGGCCUUCCUCCUCCUCCUCGUUCUUGGCGUGCUCUGACUCGCUGUCCCUCGAGGAGCUCGCCUCGGAUUGUCGCCGCGGAGAGGCUGGGCUCUUUCUCUCGAGCAAGACGCGCCGCGACGACAGCCAGUUCCGCAGCGCUUCCGCCAGUCAGCGCGAACGCGAGGGCAGUGCGAAGAGGCCUGCCGAAGACCCGCGCGUAAAGCCAGCUGUUGGCCCAGAAGGGAACGACGAGGCCGCAGCCGCGGGGGACGCUCAGGAGUUCCAGCACCCGCACAGUGCGGCCUCAGGCGAUCCGCGAGGGCGGCGGGAAGGCCCCUGCGACGGGGCGCAGCGUGGCGUCGGCGCGGAGCCGGCAGAGUCGAGCGACCGCCGCUCUUUCCGCUCAGGCUGUGUUGUAGAGGGUGCCGGGCGGGAGGUCGGAGCGUUUGGCGGGAAAGAAGACGAGAAAGGCGGCAGCGUUCAGCUCGAACCGAGAGCGCAUGCUUCUGCGAUUCUUCUCGGCCGGCCUUAUGUCACCGAAGCCGAGCGAAAAGACGAGUGUUUGCCCCAGCUCGCCGCCUCUUCUUUCUUCAGCAAAGCCGUUGGGCCUCACUUCGCCGCGCUGCCCUCUGCUCACACGGAGCCGCACCCUCGAGGGCUGCCCGCUGAGAAGCUAUCCGCCCUGGGACGCGUCACACCGAGAGAGACAGAUCAGGGGCUCUUUCUGGUCUCCGCCGCCUUCUUCUCGAGUGCCGCGAGGCGCCAAAGCGGAAACUCAGUGGCUACCCUCAACACGCGAGAGAAGGAGACGCACCGAUCGCCGCUGCCGGUGAACUCUCACGCGGCGAGUCCCUUCGCGGCCGACCGUUCGUCUUCCUCCUCUUCGUCUUCCUCCUCUUCUUCGUCGCAGGAUCUACCACCUUUAUCAAACGCUUCUUCCUCCUGCCGCCUUAAUGAGGAAGGCGGCGAUCUCUCGCCUGCGUCUGCGAGGGAAGAACGGCAGGCCGCAGUCGCAGCCGAAGAGAAACGCGAAGCGCAGGCCGCUCCGCCCCCCGAUGGCGGCCCUUUUUCUCCUUCGCUUCUGCGCCUGGAGAGCGAGGGAAUGGCGAGCAACAAGAGACAGCCCGACGCAAGGAACGAAGGCGGACUGGAGGUCGCGCGCACCGCCGAGCGUGCGCCGACUGCGAGAAAAAGCGGAAGCCCCGGCGCCGAUGCGGCGGGACCGGCUCUGGUAGGAGACGCUAAGAGUCGAGAAGAAGCCCCCCGCGGGGGUCCGCUCUUCUCCAGGCAACACGCAGACAGCCAAGAGAGUUUGUCGGCUUCGCGGUUUUUUCAGCUGCUCGAGGCGUCUGAGCCUUCGUCGUGUCUGUCGCCGCCGUCACUGGAUGCCGCGGCUUCUCUGUUUCUGCCCUUUUCCUUCAAUCUUGUUCAGCAAACUAGCGACGCUCCAACCGCUUCUCUCACUGGAUCUUCGUCUUCCUCGUCUCCCUCCUCGGCGUCUGGCGACUUUGCCGGACGCGCCGAGAGCCCGAAAGCUGCGCCUGCGUCGCGCGACUGCUCAGGGGGGGGAGGUGUCGGCCUCAGCGGGUCCGCGUCGUUCGCUGGCGCCCGGAGCGCAGGAUCGCCCCGCGUGUUGUCGUCCCCACCGCAUGCCGAGUUGGGAGGCGCGACCGCGGAAAGCGCUUUCUUUCCCGCGUCGGCGAGUUCGCUUCUCGCGCGAUAUCGGUCUUCGUCGUCUCCGCGGCUCUCCUCUCCCUCCGCGCAGGCCUCUUCAGCUUCGUCUUCCUCUGCGGCGGUCGCGACCGCGACCCAGGGGCUGCGGCGCUCCUCGCUGCCUUCGUCUCUCUCCUCCUGCCCCCCACGGCCUCUCUCCGGCGCAGCCCUCCCUCCUUCCUCCUCCAGCGCGGCUGCCGCGGCGAUUUGGCCUCCCCCUUUCUCUUUUGCUGCAGCUUCGUCUGCCGCUGCUUCUUCUGCCUUCCAGGCACACUCCGCCUAUUCCCCUAGCCCGGUCGUUGGGUCCACCGGCGUCUCAGGUGCUCCGGCGCCUGUGGGCUCUGUCUCUCUCUCCGCGGCCGCAGCCGACAAGCCGGGGCUUUCGCGGACGCCUGAUCUCACGCCAGCAAGGCGCGUGGCGGCCGAGGCUGCUGAGGGAGAUCUGAAAUUCGAGGCAAGCGCGCGCGGAGUUCCUAAGAGGAACAGCCGCCAGGAGUGCCGGUCGCCCCUGCGACUCUGCGUAGAAGCCCUUCGGCCUUCCGCAGACCCGCAGCACGAGGCGUGCAGCGAGCCGAGCCGGGGCGGCGGGGGAGAAGAGCUCACGUUGGUUUCGUGUGCUCAGAUAAAACUCGCAGGCCGCAUCGAAAAUCAAGUCCGACCUGAAGCGAAGAGUGUAGUAGACGCAGAAGCGAAAGCCGCGCAGACACAGAAGAAGCCCUUCGAUUACAGCGCGUUGCGUCGACACAUCCGAGGCGUCCCGGGGGCCCUGGCGUCUUUCUCUUUGGCUUCAUCGUCCUGUACGGUGCCGUCUGCACCCGCGGAGACAGCGCGCUCUGCGCGCGACCCCGCUGCCUCGCUUUCGCCGUUGGCUUCCUCGCUGCUGCCUUCGACUGGAACACGCAUGCCGCCCCACGAAGCAGACGCGAAGGCACGUGCAACGCUGCUGUCGCGCUGGCCGUCUUCCUGCGCGUCUGCGUCUUCCUUCCUCCUCUUUGCCUCUCAAGCGGAGAGCGUCCUGGGGUCGUUGGGGGCGAAGGAGGGCGAGGACGACGCCUGCAACCCGGGAGACAAGGCAGCGAAGGAGGCGAAAGCUGGGAAGCGGGACUCUCGAGCGCCCUUGUUUCCGUCCUGCUCGCAGGACUCUGAGGAAACGGCCAUGUUCAGCGCGCGGCAUAGCCUGGAGGAAGAAGGGCGGCCGUUCGACCGAGAGCCAGAUAAGAAAUUUCAGGCAGAAGCUCAAACCGGCAGUCCAUUUAUGGCCGGGAGGAAAGGAAUCGCUCCGUCUCUUUCUUCGGGUCUCGCGUCGGCGGCGAGACUCGCAAACAAGCGCUUGGCAGACGCGGCCUCGCUUGGAGAGUCAAGAGAAGAGAGGCCGCCACGGCCGCUGGCCUCCUCUGCGCUGCGGGAGGCUUCUCUGCCUCUUUUCGGCGCAGAACUGGAGAUCUCUCCCCCCUGCUGUCCCCCUCCUCUGUCGGCUCCCGCGUCUGCGCGGGGGUCCGCCUUUGCCCCCGUCUGCCGCGAGGCGCGUUCGCCGGAGUUGCUCGGCGCCGCGCGCGGAGAGACUGUCGAACAAGGCCUCGAAAAGGCUGGGCUCAGCCUGGCAGCGCCAGUCUCCGCUGCCUCGCUGUGGGCGCGCCUGAGCGCCCGCACGCAGCUGCCGUCGAUGCCGAGCCCUGGGCUCCUUCUCGCCCCUCUCGAUGACUCCGCCGAGACGCCGACGCGAGCGGAGGUGGCGACCUCUGAAGCGCGCGGCCGCCGCUGGGAGAUAGGAGGAAACGCCCGCGCGGACGGCUCGCCCGCUUUCUCGUCUUCGCGACCGGACGGCGGCGCAGGGAGCCGCGAGAGAGCUGGCAACGCGCGGAGCCUCUUCGGCGCCUCCGCCCGUUCGCCCACGCCCAUGGAGAGACGCGCGAGUCCGUUCGCCACCUUCGUGGCCUCGCAAGAGCGACGCGCCGGGGAAGAGGAGACUCGCUUGCGCCGACGCGAGCCAACCCCUCCGUCGCUUCAAAAGAGAGAGAGAAGGGGAGACGGCGGCAGGCAAGCGACGGGCUGCUACGGCGUGCACUCCCCUCUAGAGGGGACGUCACGCCGCGCGCCGGAAAAACAGGAGAGAGAAGAGGAAUCUGCUUCCCUGCUGGCGGCUCGAAUGACGAAGGAGCAGCAGCGGGCGCUUCGCGAGACCUUGGACCUGGAGUCCCGUCUGGUCGGGGCGAUGCGCGGCUCCGGCUUAAAUUCGGGCACGACGCGCGACGCGCGGGGGUCUCCGCGGUCGUGUGUCUCCGUGGCGACCGCUUGCUGGGUUCCUUGUUCGCGGCGCGACGCAGGCGACAGAGAUGCCCAGCCCCUGCCGACGAGCGGGGAAGCACGCGGCGAGCGGAGGCGAGAAGAGAGAGUCAGACUGUCGCGCAGGACGGAGAGGCCGAGUUCAGGGUGCUCGAGUCGAGAUUCUCCUCGGGAGGAGGACGCCUACGGAGACGCCGUGAGCAGGCCCGGGAGAAGGCGCUCGGCGUCUCCUGCGGCGGAGGCCAAAGCGAAGCACGUCGCGCGCCGCGAGUCGCGCGAGCGGGAGGCGGAAUAUCGAUUGCAGCGCGGCAGGAAGAGCCGAGAGGAGAGGAACGAGAGGCGACGGGAGAAGGCGCGGCGAGGAGCGGGGCGGUGGAGUCGCAGCGACGCCAAGAGACGAGACGAACUCGACAGGAGUGGACGCAGGGAGAGGAUGCAUCGGUCCCCAGACGGGAGAGAGCGACGGCGAGAGCGAAUGCACGGGCGUGAAGGGAGACGCGAGGGAGCAGGCGGAAGCAGAGAACAAGACGGUGAACUCGGAUUCGUUCUUUCAAGGUGCCGGGAUCCCUGCGAAGGAGCCGGCGCGUUGUCGAGGCCGAGUCGUCGUCGGUUUGGGUCUGGGAGCUCGGGUCGCGACGUCGACAGGCAUGAAGAACGCGGAAGACAAGUCUCGGUUUUGCAGCGGCUUCGAGAAGAAAGAGCGCGGCUAAGAGCCCAGGCUGACCACGUUGAACUCCGAGAGCAUCAAGUGGAGCUCCUCGGAGCUGUCCAGCGACUUGCACUAGACCAGCGGCAACUCGAGGCGAAGGUCGAGUCGCUCGCCUCGCAGAGAUCGUCGCGGCGGUCCUUGUCGCUCCGGUUUCCGGAGGCGAGGGAUGUUCCACUUUUCCGGGCUCCACUGAAGAAGACCGUCUCUUCGUCGCAUCCUCCCUCCGCGCUUGACCGCAGCGAGAGCGACCGAGAAGGGCGAGAGAGCCGCGCCUCUCGGUGCCUGCUGCGUCAACGCGAAAAGCCUUUCGCGCCUGCCUCGCGGGAGUCAUCUCCCCGUCGUUGCCCUCCCCCCGCGGCGCCGAAUUAUCCACCUUGGGCUUCGUCGUUUCUCCAUACCCAAGCAAGGGCCUCUACGUGGCUCGGCGCUGCUUGCCUGGACUCGGCUCGCAAGCCCCCGCUGUCUCCUCCCUCGCCGUCCUGCCGGCAUGUAUCUCUUCCCGCUGAGCGCCUGCCGGGUUUCUCUGCGCCUCAGGCCCGCGACCGGCCUUCGUCGGCGUGUCUCAACCCUCAGUCUUCUCCUCUCCCUGCGUUCAAGUUCUCGCUUCGCGAGAGAGACGCGGCGCGGGCAGCCUCGCCGUGCGAGGACACGUCGCUGCCUCGGCAGCAGCCCAGCUCGCCCGCGCACUGCGCGCGGGAUCCGCUCUCCCCGUCGUGUUCCUUGCUCCCUUCGUCUCUUUGUCCGCCUCGCGAGCUCUCCGCUCGCACGUUUUCUUCUCUCGCCUCCGGGUCCCAGCCCCCCCGGUCGCGUCCCGCUUCCUCUUGCUCUCAGCCGCUCGGGGCGACCUCGGCGCCCGCGGACGCAGGGAACGCGAUGGAGGGAGUGCUUCAUAAAAUCCUGAAGCUGAAAGAAGAGACGCGAAUGUCCUCGAGCUGCGUCGCGGCCUCUGAAGGCCCCAGGCAGGGCUCGGGCUCCGCGUCGGCUGAGAAGAGAGGCGCAGACGCGCGCCACCCCAGGGAGCAGGACAGCGGCAAACAAUCUCUCUUCUCUGCGCCUUUCUCGAGUGCGUUCGAGAAGCAGAAAAAGCCUUGCCCUGCGUCUGCUGAUGCCCGCGGCACGCCAGCGAGGCACCCGACCGGCCUGACUGAGAGGGAACACGACGACAGAGGGGGUCGGAGCGAGACGGGGACCUUCUCUUUUGGUCGCCACCGCAGCAGGCAGGCCGCGGACGCUGCAGAAACGGAGAGAGGAAGAGAGGAGAGACUACUUUGGACGAAUCUCCUACACUCUGCGAAGCACGGACAGCGAUCCCGUCGCGCCUCAGCACGCGCGGGCGAGCCGCCGCAAGAGUCGAACGGCGAAGGAAGAGAAAAGGACGCAAAGUCGACGACGGAAUCUGGGAAAAGGGCGCCUGAGGAGGCCCCUGUGGAGAUUCGUGUUUCCAAGGCUGCCAGCCACCUGAAGCGCGGGUUUUCGGGUUCGAGCGGAAGUGACAAAGAUGAGAGAGAGGGCAGGGCCGGCGGGGCGACGAAGAAACCCGGCGCGAAGCCCGGAGACAAGGAAGGCGGGCACCAUUUCUUCGCGUGGAAGGCUCUGUCGUCAACUCAUUCGGGGAAAGAGAGACUCACGAAAGAGCGGAAAGCCGCGAACUCAACUGCGACAAAAAUGCACUCCUUGCCGCCGCCUUCCUCAGGGCUCCGUCACGCCGCGCGGUGCCAGAGCCAAGGCGCCCUGGAGACCUGCACAGGACGAAGCAGAGGAGAAGCAGCGGAGACCGAGCGGAGAGGCGCGCGGCAAUUCGAAAAGCAAGAGACUGGCGGAGACGUGGAGCUAGAGAAAGACCUGGAGACACCCGAACUGCGGCAGCUGCGCAACCACGCGGCGCUGCACGACAUCCCGAGAGAAGUCGCCUCUCGCCUCUCGCGGUCGCCACCUGCAUCUUCCGCUCGCGCGGACCUCACAGAGGAGGGAAGAGGAGAAGCGGGUGAGCUCAGGCGACGAGGGAAAAAAGGAUGGAAGCAGGGAGAAGGCGUGGGAAGAGACGAAACAGAACGAAGAGCAAGCCUAGCACCGUCAGUCGAAGAGGAGUACCUCGCGGCCCUUGAGCGGCUCAGAUGGAAGUAUCGCACUAAAGCCAGAUCGACGCAAGAGGAUGACUGA